AUGUUAUCGGUGCAGAGUUUUGAUGCUUUGGAGGAGACUGUGCUGAAGAAACUGGAGCAAUUUGUGUGCCCAGUUCGUGGCUGGGAUGCAUGGAGUAGCUGGUCGCAGUGCAGUUCCAGCUGUGGCGGCGGGAUACAGAGAAGAAGUCGAGAAUGCGGAAGCAAUGAGAGCAGUCUGUGUGUGGGAGAGAGCAGGCAACAGCGCAAGUGUGGCAGCGUAGCUUGUCCAUCAACUCGUAAGGAAGGAGGCUGUGUUGAAAGAGGUGGUGUGUUGGACGUAGCAUUCAUACUGGAUGCUUCAGGUAGCGUUGGUGAUGGCAAUUUUGCUAAGAUGGUGAGCUUCACAAAGAAGAUGAUGGAUCGAUUUUCAGUGGCAACAAAUCGUGGAGAAGACGGGCGGUCUGCAUGGAGGCGACAGCAGCUGAGCAACAUAAGCAGUAGUGGCAGCAGUGACAGCGGCGGUGGCGGCAGCAGCAGUAGCAGCAGCAGCAGCAGCAGUAACAAUUGGAGAAACGACAGAUCUGGUACUGGCACUGUGGGUCGGAGUCAAAGCCGAUUUGGAGUACUUCGCUACAACAAUAGUGCGAAUGUUGUGUUCGGCUUUGAUAUGUACUUGAAUCUAAGUUCAGUGCUGUCAGCUAUGGAUGGGAUGGCCAAGGUGACAAAAGGCUGUACCAACACAAGUGGUGCUCUAGAAGUAGCAGGAAUUGACUUAUUUGGCUUGUCAAUGAGCUGCACAUCUCUGGGUUGUCACCGCAAUUCUUCGUGCAGGUCUUAUUGCGGGAGUGCAUCCGGCAGCAGCGGAAGCAGCAGCCGUGGCAGUGGAGGUGGAAGUAGUAGUCAGAAUGGCAGAGGAAGCGGCGGAAGCAGCAGUGGCAGCAGCAGCAGCAGUAGCGGCCGUGGCAGCAGCAGCAGCAGCCGUGGUAGCAGCAGCAGCAGCCGUGGAAGCAGCAGCAGCAGCAGCAGCUCAGGGUCGUCAUCUUCUGGUGAUCAAGGACGAGGACGAGGAAGAAGGAGCAGCUCAAGCGGUAGCAGAAGACGAGAAGUUAUUGUGGUGUUGAGUGACGGAAACUCCAAUGUUGGUGGCAAUCCUUCGGCCUGCGCUUCUGAGCUGCGUGCUAACAACAUCGAGGUGUUUGCAGUGGGCAUCGGUAACGGAAUAGACCGGUCAGAGUUGGAAAGCAUCGCAAGCCUGCCAUAUCCUAAGCACGUUUUAUCGGUGCAGAGUUUUGAUGCGUUGGAGGAGACUGUCCUGAAGAAACUGGAGCAAUUUGUGUGCCCAGUUCGUGGCUGGGAUGUAUGGAGUAGCUGGUCGCAGUGCAGUUCCAGCUGUGGCAGCGGGAUACAGAGAAGAAGUCGAGAAUGCGGAAGCAAUGAGAGCAGUCUGUGUGUGGGAGAGAGCAGGCAACAGCGCAAGUGUGGCAGCGUAGCUUGUCCAUCAACUCGUAAGGAAGGAGGCUGUGUAGAAAGAGGUGGUGUGUUGGACGUAGCAUUCAUACUGGAUGCUUCAGGUAGCGUUGGUGAUGGCAAUUUUGCUAAGAUGGUGAGCUUCACAAAGAAGAUGAUGGAUCUAUUUUCGGUAGCAACAAAUCGUGGAGAAGACGGGCGGUCUGCAUGGAGGCGACAGCAGCUGAGCAACAUAAGCAGAAGUGGCAGCAGUGACAGCGGCGGUGGCGGCGGCAGCAGCAGCAGCAGCAGCAGAAGUAACAAUUGGAGAAACGACAGCUCUGGUACUGGCGCUGUGGGUCGGAGUCAAAGCCGAUUUGGAGUACUUCGCUACAACAAUAGUGCGAAUGUUGUGUUCGGCUUUGAUAUGUACUUGAAUCUAAGUUCAGUGCUGUCAGCUAUGGAUGGGAUGGCCAAGGUGACAAAAGGCUGUACCAACACAAGUGGUGCUCUAGAAGUAGCAGGAAUUGACUUAUUUGGCUUGUCAAUGAGCUGCACAUCUCUGGGUUGUCACCGCAAUUCUUCGUGCAGGUCUUAUUGCGGGAGUGCAUCCGGCAGCAGCGGAAGCAGCAGCCGUGGCAGUGGAGGUGGAAGUAGUAGUCAGAAUGGCAGAGGAAGCGGCGGAAGCAGCAGUGGCAGCAGCAGCAGCAGCGGCCGUGGGAGCAGCAGCAGCAGCAGCAGCCGUGGUAGCAGCAGCAGCAGCAGCAGCUCAGGGUCGUCAUCUUCUGGUUAUCGAGGACGUGGACGAGGAAGAAGGAGCAGCUCAAGCGGUGGCAGAAGACGAGAAGUUAUUGUACUGUUGAGUGACGGAAACUCCAAUGUUGGUGGCAAUCCUUCGGCCUGCGCUUCUGAGCUGCGUGCUAACAACAUCGAGGUGUUUGCAUUGGGCAUCGGUAACGGAAUAGACCGGUCAGAGUUGGAAAGCAUCGCAAGCCUGCCAUAUCCUAAGCACGUGUUAUCAGUGCAGAGUUUUGAUGCAUUGGAGGAGACUGUGCUGAAGAAACUGGAGCAAUUUGUGUGCCCAGUUCGUGGCUGGGAUGUAUGGAGUAGCUGGUCGCAGUGCAGUUCCAGCUGUGGCGGCGGGAUACAGAGAAGAAGUCGAGAAUGCGGAAGCAAUGAGAGCAGUCUGUGUGUGGGAGAGAGCAGGCAACAGCGCAAGUGCGGCAGCGUAGAUUGUCCAUCAACUCGUAAGGAAGGAGGCUGUGUAGAAAGAGGUGGUGUUUUGGACGUAGCAUUCAUACUGGAUGCUUCAGGUAGCGUUGGUGAUGGCAAUUUUGCUAAGAUGGUGAGCUUCACAAAGAAGAUGAUGGAUCGAUUUUCGGUGGCAACAAAUCGUGGAGAAGACGGGCGGUCUGCAUGGAGGCGACAGCAGCUGAGCAACAUAAGCAGUAGUUUCAGCAGUGACAGCGGCGGUGGCGGCGGCAGCAGCAGCAGCAGCAGUAACAAUUGGAGAAACGACAGCUCUGGUACUGGCGCUGUGGGUCGGAGUCAAAGCCGAUUUGGAGUACUUCGCUACAACAAUAGUGCGAAUGUUGUGUUCGGCUUUGAUAUGUACUUGAAUCUAAGUUCAGUGCUGUCAGCUAUGGAUGGGAUGGCCAAGGUGACAAAAGGCUGUACCAACACAAGUGGUGCUCUAGAAGUAGCAGGAAUUGACUUAUUUGGCUUGUCAAUGAGCUGCACAUCUCUGGGUUGUCACCGCAAUUCUUCGUGCAGGUCUUAUUGCGGGAGUGCAUCCGGCAGCAGCGGAAGCAGCAGCCGUGGCAAUGGAGGUGGAAGUAGUAGUCAGAAUGGCAGAGGAAGCGGCGGAAGCAGCAGUGGCAGCAGCAGCAGCAGUAGCGGCCGUGGCAGCAGCAGCAGCAGCAGCAGCAGCCGUGGUAGCAGCAGCAGCAGCAGCCGUGGUAGCAGCAGCAGCAGCAGCAGCAGCAGCUCAGGGUCGUCAUCUUCUGGUGAUCGAGGACGAGGACGAGGAAGAAGGAGCAGCUCAAGCGGUGGCAGAAGACGAGAAGUUAUUGUGGUGUUGAGUGACGGAAACUCCAAUGUUGGUGGCAAUCCUUCGGCCUGCGCUUCUGAGCUGCGUGCUAACAACAUCGAGGUGUUUGCAGUGGGCAUCGGUAACGGAAUAGACCGGUCAGAGUUGGAAAGCAUCGCAAGCCUGCCAUAUCCUAAGCACGUGUUAUCGGUGCAGAGUUUUGAUGCAUUGGAGGAGACUGUGCUGAAGAAACUGGAGCAAUUUGUGUGCCCAGUUCGUGGCUGGGAUGUAUGGAGUAGCUGGUCGCAGUGCAGUUCCAGCUGUGGCGGCGGGAUACAGAGAAGAAGUCGAGAAUGCGGAAGCAAUGAGAGCAGUCUGUGUGUGGGAGAGAGCAGGCAACAGCGCAAGUGCGGCAGCGUAGAUUGUCCAUCAACUCGUAAGGAAGGAGGCUGUGUAGAAAGAGGUGGUGUUUUGGACGUAGCAUUCAUACUGGAUGCUUCAGGUAGCGUUGGUGAUGGCAAUUUUGCUAAGAUGGUGAGCUUCACAAAGAAGAUGAUGGAUCGAUUUUCGGUGGCAACAAAUCGUGGAGAAGACGGGCGGUCUGCAUGGAGGCGACAGCAGCUGAGCAACAUAAGCAGUAGUUUCAGCAGUGACAGCGGCGGUGGCGGCGGCAGCAGCAGCAGCAGCAGUAACAAUUGGAGAAACGACAGCUCUGGUACUGGCGCUGUGGGUCGGAGUCAAAGCCGAUUUGGAGUACUUCGCUACAACAAUAGUGCGAAUGUUGUGUUCGGCUUUGAUAUGUACUUGAAUCUAAGUUCAGUGCUGUCAGCUAUGGAUGGGAUGGCCAAGGUGACAAAAGGCUGUACCAACACAAGUGGUGCUCUAGAAGUAGCAGGAAUUGACUUAUUUGGCUUGUCAAUGAGCUGCACAUCUCUGGGUUGUCACCGCAAUUCUUCGUGCAGGUCUUAUUGCGGGAGUGCAUCCGGCAGCAGCGGAAGCAGCAGCCGUGGCAAUGGAGGUGGAAGUAGUAGUCAGAAUGGCAGAGGAAGCGGCGGAAGCAGCAGUGGCAGCAGCAGCAGCAGUAGCGGCCGUGGCAGCAGCAGCAGCAGCAGCAGCCGUGGUAGCAGCAGCAGCAGCAGCCGUGGUAGCAGCAGCAGCAGCAGCAGCUCAGGGUCGUCAUCUUCUGGUGAUCGAGGACGAGGACGAGGAAGAAGGAGCAGCUCAAGCGGUGGCAGAAGACGAGAAGUUAUUGUGGUGUUGAGUGACGGAAACUCCAAUGUUGGUGGCAAUCCUUCGGCCUGCGCUUCUGAGCUGCGUGCUAACAACAUCGAGGUGUUUGCAGUGGGGAUCGGUAACGGAAUAGACCGGUCAGAGUUGGAAAGCAUCGCAAGCCUGCCAUAUCCUAAGCACGUUUUAUCGGUGCAGAGUUUUGAUGCGUUGGAGGAGACUGUGCUGAAGAAACUGGAGCAAUUUGUGUGCCCAGUUCGUGGCUGGGAUGUAUGGAGUAGCUGGUCGCAGUGCAGUUCCAGCUGUGGCGGCGGGAUACAGAGAAGAAGUCGAGAAUGCCGAAGCAAUGAGAGCAGUCUGUGUGUGGGAGAGAGCAGGCAACAGCGCAAGUGUGGCAGCGUAGCUUGUCCAUCAACUCGUAAGGAAGGAGGCUGUGUAGAAAGAGGUGGUGUGUUGGACGUAGCAUUCAUACUGGAUGCUUCAGGUAGCGUUGGUGACGGCAAUUUUGCUAAGAUGGUGAGCUUCACAAAGAAGAUGAUGGAUCGAUUUUCGGUGGCAACAUAUCGUGGAGAAGACGGGCGGUCUGCAUGGAGGCGACAGCAGCUGAGCAACAUAAGCAGUAGUGGCAGCAGUGGCGGCGGCAGCAGCAGCAGCGGCAGUCUUAUUGCGGGAGUGCAUCCGGCAGCAGCGGGAGCAGCAACCGUGGCAGUGGAGGUGGAAGUAGUAGUCAGAAUGGCAGAGGAAGCGGCGGAAGCAGCAGUGGCAGCAGCAGCAGCAGUAGCGGCCGUGGCAGCAGCAGCAGCAGCAGCAGCGGCCGUGGGAGCAGCAGCAGCAGCAGCAGCAGCAGCAGCUCAGGGUCGUCAUCUUCUGGUGAUCGAGGACGAGGACGAGGAAGAAGGAGCAGCUCAAGCGUUCGUGGCUGGGAUGUAUGGAGUAGCUGGUCGCAGUGCAGUUCCAGCUGUGGCGGCGGGAUACAGAGAAGAAGUCGAGAAUGCGGAAGCAAUGAGAGCAGUCUGUGUGUGGGAGAGAGCAGGCAACAGCGCAAGAGGCUGUGUAGAAAGAGGUGGUGUGUUGGACGUAGCAUUCAUACUGGAUGCUUCAGGUAGCGUUGGUGAUGGCAAUUUUGCUAAGAUGGUGAGCUUCACAAAGAAGAUGAUGGAUCGAUUUUCGGUGGCAACAAAUCGUGGAGAAGACGGGCGGUCUGCAUGGAGGCGACAGCAGCUGAGCAACAUAAGCAGUAGUGGCAGCAGUGACAGCGGCGGUGGCGGCGGCAGCAGCAGCAGCGGCAGUAACAAUUGGAGAAACGACAGCUCUGGUACUGGCGCUGUGGGUCGGAGUCAAAGCCGAUUUGGAGUACUUCGCUACAACAAUAGUGCGAAUGUUGUGUUCGGCUUUGAUAUGUACUUGAAUCUAAGUUCAGUGCUGUCAGCUAUGGAUGGGAUGGCCAAGGUGACAAUAGGCUGUACCAACACAAGUGGCGCUCUAGAAGUAGCAGGAAUUGACUUAUUUGGCUUGUCAAUGAGCUGCACAUCUCUGGGUUGUCACCGCAAUUCUUCGUGCAGGUCUUAUUGCGGGAGUGCAUCCGGCAGCAGCGGAAGCAGCAGCCGUGGCAGUGGAGGUGGAAGUAGUAGUCAGAAUGGCAGAGGAAGCGGCGGAAGCAGCAGUAGCAGCAGCAGCAGCAGUAACGGCCGUGGCAGCAGCAGCAGCAGCCGUGGUAGCAGCAGCAGCAGCAGCAGCUCAGGGUCGUCAUCUUCUGGUGAUCGAGGACGAGGACGAGGAAGAAGGAGCAGCUCAAGCGGUGGCAGAAGACGAGAAGUUAUUGUGGUGUUGAGUGACGGAAACUCCAAUGUUGGUGGCAAUCCUUCGGCCUGCGCUUCUGAGCUGCGUGCUAACAACAUCGAGGUGUUUGCAGUGGGCAUCGGUAACGGAAUAGACCGGUCAGAGUUGGAAAGCAUCGCAAGCCUGCCAUAUCCUAAGCACGUGUUAUCGGUGCAGAGUUUUGAUGCAUUGGAGGAGACUGUGCUGAAGAAACUGGAGCAAUUUGUGUGCCCAGUUCGUGGCUGGGAUGUAUGGAGUAGCUGGUCGCAGUGCAGUUCCAGCUGUGGCGGCGGGAUACAGAGAAGAAGUCGAGAAUGCGGAAGCAAUGAGAGCAGCCUGUGUGUGGGAGAGAGCAGGCAACAGCGCAAGUGUGGCAGCGUAGCUUGUCCAUCAACUCGUAAGGAAGGAGGCUGUGUAGAAAGAGGUGGUGUGUUGGACGUAGCAUUCAUACUGGAUGCUUCAGGUAGCGUUGGUGAUGGCAAUUUUGCUAAGAUGGUGAGCUUCACAAAGAAGAUGAUGGAUCUAUUUUCGGUGGCAACAAAUCGUGGAGAAGACGGGCGGUCUGCAUGGAGGCGACAGCAGCUGAGCAACAUAAGCAGUAGUGGCAGCAGUGACAGCGGCGGUGGCGGCGGCAGCAGCAGCAGCAGCAGUAACAGUUGGAGAAACGACAGCUCUGGUACUGGCGCUGUGGGUCGGAGUCAAAGCCGAUUUGGAGUACUUCGCUACAACAAUAGUGCGAAUGUUGUGUUCGGCUUUGAUAUGUACUUGAAUCUAAGUUCAGUGCUGUCAGCUAUGGAUGGGAUGGUCAAGGUGACAAAAGGCUGUACCAACACAAGUGGUGCUCUAGAAGUAGCAGGAAUUGACUUAUUUGGCUUGUCAAUGAGCUGCACAUCUCUGGGUUGUCACCGCAAUUCUUCGUGCAGGUCUUAUUGCGGGAGUGCAUCCGGCAGCAGCGGAAGCAGCAGCCGUGGCAGUGGAGGUGGAAGUAGUAGUCAGAAUGGCAGAGGAAGCGGCGGAAGCAGCAGUGGCAGCAGCAGCAGCAGCGGCCGUGGGAGCAGCAGCAGCAGCAGCAGCAGCAGCCGUGGUAGCAGCAGCAGCAGCAGCAACUCAGGGUCGUCAUCUUCUGGUUAUCGAGGACGUGGACGAGGAAGAAGGAGCAGCUCAAGCGGUGGCAGAAGACGAGAAGUUAUUGUACUGUUGAGUGACGGAAACUCCAAUGUUGGUGGCAAUCCUUCGGCCUGCGCUUCUGAGCUGCGUGCUAACAACAUCGAGGUGUUUGCAGUGGGCAUCGGUAACGGAAUAGACCGGUCAGAGUUGGAAAGCAUCGCAAGCCUGCCAUAUCCUAAGCACGUGUUAUCGGUGCAGAGUUUUGAUGCAUUGGAGGAGACUGUGCUGAAGAAACUGGAGCAAUUUGUGUGCCCAGUUCGUGGCUGGGAUGUAUGGAGUAGCUGGUCGCAGUGCAGUUCCAGCUGUGGCGGCGGGAUACAGAGAAGAAGUCGAGAAUGCGGAAGCAAUGAGAGCAGUCUGUGUGUGGGAGAGAGCAGGCAACAGCGCAAGUGUGGCAGCGUAGCUUGUCCAUCAAUUCGUAAGGAAGGAGGCUGUGUAGAAAGAGGUGGUGUGUUGGACGUAGCAUUCAUACUGGAUGCUUCAGGUAGCGUUGGUGAUGGCAAUUUUGCUAAGAUGGUGAGCUUCACAAAGAAGAUGAUGGAUCGAUUUUCGGUGGCAACAAAUCGUGGAGAAGACGGGCGGUCUGCAUGGAGGCGACAGCAGCUGAGCAACAUAAGCAGUAGUUUCAGCAGUGACAGCGGCGGUGGCGGCGGCAGGAGCAGCAGCAGCAGUAACAAUUGGAGAAACGACAGCUCUGGUACUGGUGCUGUGGGUCGGAGUCAAAGCCGAUUUGGAGUACUUCGCUACAACAAUAGUGCGAAUGUUGUGUUCGGCUUUGAUAUGUACUUGAAUCUAAGUUCAGUGCUGUCAGCUAUGGAUGGGAUGGCCAAGGUGACAAAAGGCUGUACCAACACAAGUGGUGCUCUAGAAGUAGCAGGAAUUGACUUAUUUGGCUUGUCAAUGAGCUGCACAUCUCUGGGUUGUCACCGCAAUUCUUCGUGCAGGUCUUAUUGCGGGAGUGCAUCCGGCAGCAGCGGAAGCAGCAGCCGUGGCAGUGGAGGUGGAAGUAGUAGUCAGAAUGGCAGAGGAAGCGGCGGAAGCAGCAGUGGCAGCAGCAGCAGCAGCGGCCGUGGGAGCAGCAGCAGCAGCAGCAGCAGCAGCCGUGGUAGCAGCAGCAGCAGCAGCAGCUCAGGGUCGUCAUCUUCUGGUUAUCGAGGACGUGGACGAGGAAGAAGGAGCAGCUCAAGCGGUGGCAGAAGACGAGAAGUUAUUGUACUGUUGAGUGACGGAAACUCCAAUGUUGGUGGCAAUCCUUCGGCCUGCGCUUCUGAGCUGCGUGCUAACAACAUCGAGGUGUUUGCAGUGGGCAUCGGUAACGGAAUAGACCGGUCAGAGUUGGAAAGCAUCGCAAGCCUGCCAUAUCCUAAGCACGUGUUAUCGGUGCAGAGUUUUGAUGCAUUGGAGGAGACUGUGCUGAAGAAACUGGAGCAAUUUGUGUGCCCAGUUCGUGGCUGGGAUGUAUGGAGUAGCUGGUCGCAGUGCAGUUCCAGCUGUGGCGGCGGGAUACAGAGAAGAAGUCGAGAAUGCGGAAGCAAUGAGAGCAGUCUGUGUGUGGGAGAGAGCAGGCAACAGCGCAAGUGUGGCAGCGUAGCUUGUCCAUCAAUUCGUAAGGAAGGAGGCUGUGUAGAAAGAGGUGGUGUGUUGGACGUAGCAUUCAUACUGGAUGCUUCAGGUAGCGUUGGUGAUGGCAAUUUUGCUAAGAUGGUGAGCUUCACAAAGAAGAUGAUGGAUCGAUUUUCGGUGGCAACAAAUCGUGGAGAAGACGGGCGGUCUGCAUGGAGGCGACAGCAGCUGAGCAACAUAAGCAGUAGUUUCAGCAGUGACAGCGGCGGUGGCGGCGGCAGGAGCAGCAGCAGCAGUAACAAUUGGAGAAACGACAGCUCUGGUACUGGUGCUGUGGGUCGGAGUCAAAGCCGAUUUGGAGUACUUCGCUACAACAAUAGUGCGAAUGUUGUGUUCGGCUUUGAUAUGUACUUGAAUCUAAGUUCAGUGCUGUCAGCUAUGGAUGGGAUGGCCAAGGUGACAAAAGGCUGUACCAACACAAGUGGUGCUCUAGAAGUAGCAGGAAUUGACUUAUUUGGCUUGUCAAUGAGCUGCACAUCUCUGGGUUGUCACCGCAAUUCUUCGUGCAGGUCUUAUUGCGGGAGUGCAUCCGGCAGCAGCGGAAGCAGCAGCCGUGGCAGUGGAGCUGGAAGUAGUAGUCAGAAUGGCAGAGGAAGCGGCGGAAGCAGCAGUGGCAGCAGCAGCAGCGGCCGUGGGAGCAGCAGCAGCAGCCGUGGGAGCAGCAGCAGCAGCAGCAGCAGCUCAGGGUCGUCAUCUUCUGGUUAUCGAGGACGUGGACGAGGAAGAAGGAGCAGCUCAAGCGGUGGCAGAAGACGAGAAGUUAUUGUACUGUUGAGUGACGGAAACUCCAAUGUUGGUGGCAAUCCUUCGGCCUGCGCUUCUGAGCUGCGUGCUAACAACAUCGAGGUGUUUGCAGUGGGCAUCGGUAACGGAAUAGACCGGUCAGAGUUGGAAAGCAUCGCAAGCCUGCCAUAUCCUAAGCACGUGUUAUCGGUGCAGAGUUUUGAUGCAUUGGAGGAGACUGUGCUGAAGAAACUGGAGCAAUUUGUGUGCCCAGUUCGUGGCUGGGAUGUAUGGAGUAGCUGGUCGCAGUGCAGUUCCAGCUGUGGCAGCGGGAUACAGAGAAGAAGUCGAGAAUGCGGAAGCAAUGAGAGCAGUCUGUGUGUGGGAGAGAGCAGGCAACAGCGCAAGUGCGGCAGCGUAGCUUGCCCAUCAACUCGUAAGGAAGGAGGCUGUGUAGAAAGAGGUGGUGUGUUGGACGUAGCAUUCAUACUGGAUGCUUCAGGUAGCGUUGGUGAUGGCAAUUUUGCUAAGAUGGUGAGCUUCACAAAGAAGAUGAUGGAUCGAUUUUCGGUGGCAAAAAAUCGUGGAGAAGAUGGGCGGUCUGCAUGGAGGCGACAGCAGCUGAGCAACAUAAGCAGCAGUGGCAGCAGUGACAGCGGCGGAGGCGGCGGCAGCAGCAGUAACAAUUGGAGAAACGACAGCUCUGGGACUGGCGCUGUGGGUCGGAGUCAAAGCCGAUUUGGAGUACUUCGCUACAACAAUAGUGCGAAUGUUGUGUUCGGCUUUGAUAUGUACUUGAAUCUAAGUUCAGUGCUGUCAGCUAUGGAUGGGAUGGCCAAGGUUACAAAAGGCUGUACCAACACAAGUGGUGCUCUGGAAGUAGCAGGAAUUGACUUGUUUGGCUUGUCAAUGAGCUGCACAUCUCUGGGUUGUCACCGCAAUUCUUCGUGCAGGUCUUAUUGCGGGAGUGCAUCCGGCAGCAGCGGAAGCAGCAGCCGUGGCAGUGGAGGUGGAAGUAGUAGUCAGAAUGGCAGAGGAAGCGGCGGAAGCAGCAGUGGCAGCAGCAGCAGCAGCAGCAGCAGCAGUAGCGGCCGUGGCAGCAGCAGCAGCAGCCGUGGUAGCAGCAGCAGCAGCAGCUCAGGGUCGUCAUCUUCUGGUUAUCGAGGACGAGGACGAGGAAGAAGGAGCAGCUCAAGCGGUGGCAGAAGACGAGAAGUUAUUGUACUGUUGAGUGACGGAAACUCCAAUGUUGGUGGCAAUCCUUCGGCCUGCGCUUCUGAGCUGCGUGCUAACCACAUCGAGGUGUUUGCAGUGGGCAUCGGUAACGGAAUAGACCGGUCAGAGUUGGAAAGCAUCGCAAGCCUGCCAUAUCCUAAGCACGUGUUAUCGGUGCAGAGUUUUGAUGCAUUGGAGGAGACUGUGCUGAAGAAACUGGAGCAAUUUGUGUGCCCAGUUCGUGGCUGGGAUGUAUGGAGUAGCUGGUCGCAGUGCAGUUCCAGCUGUGGCAGCGGGAUACAGAGAAGAAGUCGAGAAUGCGGAAGCAAUGAGAGCAGUCUGUGUGUGGGAGAGAGCAGGCAACAGCGCAAGUGCGGCAGCGUAGCUUGCCCAUCAACUCGUAAGGAAGGAGGCUGUGUAGAAAGAGGUGGUGUGUUGGACGUAGCAUUCAUACUGGAUGCUUCAGGUAGCGUUGGUGAUGGCAAUUUUGCUAAGAUGGUGAGCUUCACAAAGAAGAUGAUGGAUCGAUUUUCGGUGGCAAAAAAUCGUGGAGAAGAUGGGCGGUCUGCAUGGAGGCGACAGCAGCUGAGCAACAUAAGCAGCAGUGGCAGCAGUGACAGCGGCGGAGGCGGCGGCAGCAGCAGUCUUAUUGCGGGAGUGCAUCCGGCAGCAGCGGAAGCAGCAGCCGUGGCAGUGGAGGUGGAAGUAGUAGUCAGAAUGGCAGAGGAAGCGGCGGAAGCAGCAGUGGCAGCAGCAGCAGCAGCAGCAGCAGCAGCAGUAGCGGCCGUGGCAGCAGCAGCAGCAGCCGUGGUAGCAGCAGCAGCAGCAGCUCAGGGUCGUCAUCUUCUGGUUAUCGAGGACGAGGACGAGGAAGAAGGAGCAGCUCAAGCGGUGGCAGAAGACGAGAAGUUAUUUUCGUGGCUGGGAUGUAUGGAGUAG
Messenger RNA from Sycon ciliatum, 12126 nucleotides. RefSeq names its product hornerin-like. The transcript has 26 exons. NCBI's taxonomy places the organism in Eukaryota, Metazoa, Porifera, Calcarea, Leucosolenida, Sycettidae. Bases 1 to 12126 code for a protein of 4041 amino acids. The record is from RefSeq and is a predicted model, not a curated record.